This is a messenger RNA of Lingula anatina, 5703 nucleotides long. Its product is annotated as DNA topoisomerase 2-binding protein 1. Lineage: Eukaryota; Metazoa; Brachiopoda; Lingulata; Lingulida; Lingulidae. Gene Ontology annotation, biological process: mitotic DNA replication checkpoint signaling; mitotic G2 DNA damage checkpoint signaling; DNA replication initiation. The record is from RefSeq and is a predicted model, not a curated record.
CUAAAAAUGGCGGUAAAUACACAUCGAAGCUAACCACUUGAAGCUAACAAACUAAAUUUGAUCGGACGAAGUGUGGUCGUGAUGAAGCAACCAUGGCUGACCUAAAAGUGAAAUGUGUGAAGACGGACAAUGGGGCACCGACUGAUGCUCUAAAGGUAGUUUUUGAGUCACUAAAGGAGGCCGAGCUAGACCCAAUAUGGGUGAGUGAGAUGGACUGCAUGGCUGUGAACCAGAGAGAGAGGGAUUCUAUGUACAUCAUUGAUCCAUUUGAAGGCAGGGUUUUUGAACAUCUGAAGAAUGUGAACAACAGGUUAUAUGGUCCCCAGUGUCUGCUGGCAUGCUUGAAAAAUGCUGAGGCUGCCCCAAGAGCUAAGCAUCCAAUAUACACACUAGGCAUGAAGAACCUGGUGAUCAGUUGUACUGGAGUGGAGAAAAAUGAAAGGGAAAGACUCCAUAACCUAGUAGAGCUAAUGGGAGGGGAAGUGAGCAGAAAUUUCACCCAAAGUGUCACACAUCUGGUGGCUGGAGAAGUAGGUUCAAAAAAAUAUUUGGUUGCCGGUGGUUUAAGUGUUGCCAUCAUGUUGCCACAGUGGGUGGACAAAGUAUGGGAGAAGAGUAAACAAGAGUAUUGUCAUGGCUCCGACCCAGAGUUCCAGGCAUACAAGUGCCCCCUGUUUAAAGACCUGGUUAUCACUGUGUCAGGGAUCUCCAAUGAUGAGCGUGCAGAGGUGAAGCAAGUAGUAGAGGCCCAGGGAGGCAGAUAUACUGGUGAAAUGAAGAUUAAUGAUUGCACACAUCUCAUUGUAAAUGAGCCUAAAGGUCAAAAGUAUGAGUUUGCAGUAAAAUGGAAGAUCCAUAUAGUAUGCCUGGCCUGGCUGUUUGAGUCUGUGCAGAAUGGGUAUUGCAUGGAUGAGAAUAAGUUCAGGGUUGGAAAUAUGCACAAUGCAAAAACACCAGGCACAAAGAAAACUUCAGGUCAGCUGCCUUGUAUCACAGAUAUGAGUAACAUCACUAAUGUGUCAGUCACAUCCAACAUUGACGAAACUGCUGUGAUUACCACUAAUCAGACCAGAAUGUCUCAUUCCAAUAAAUCCCUAAUCAAGGAACCAGAAAGCAAGGAUCCUUUAGAUGACCUAGAUCUCUCUUCCAGAAUGGGAGAUGCAUUCUUAGAUGGCUGUAAGUUGUUUCUGAGUGGUUUCAAGAGUUCUCAGAUAGAGAAGCUACGCAGAAUCAUCAAUACAGGAGGUGGAACAAGAUUUAACCAGCUGAAUGAUAAUGUGUCCCAUGUUAUUGUUGGGGAGGCUGUUGAAGAACAUAUAAAGCAAAUCAUGGAGAUGAAAAGCAGGCCUCAUGUGGUGUCCUGUGACUGGCUGGUGCAGUGUUUUCAGCAGGGGAUCCGUGUGGAUGAAAACAAAUUCAGGUUUUCAUACCUGCCUCAUCUUGACCAAACAAGCCAAACAGUGUUAAGGUCAGGCUCCAGAACUCCAGCAGAGCUGGAAAAAACUGCUGCUACUGCUGUGCUGCAGGAAGAUGAAGAUAUGGACAACAUAAUUAGCCAGUAUCUCCCUCAACACAGUGAUAUGACAGAUGAGAGUGCACUGCUAAAAGUGAUUGAACAAGAGGAGGCUGAAAUGCAGCAAGAUCAAGGUCAAGGAGAAUUAGAUGAUGCAGAUAUGACUGAAAUUGAAGGUGAACAGGGAAUCUUCAACAAGAAAACAUUUGUGAUCCUUGGUUUUGACUUGGACCAGGUGGAAGCUCUAAGGGAGAUGAUAGAGGAGAAUAAAGGAGAACAUUUGGACGAUAUAUUGACAGAAUAUGACAUGAUUGAUAGUGAAAACGAGGUAAAAACAGGCAGUGUUCUGGCCAACACCAGCCGGGUUGUCCCAGACUUUGGGUUAGUGCCAAUAUUAGGCGUUCCAAUAGAGGUGACAGUUACAGAGAUUGUCACCAAUGCUUGGCUGCAAAUGUGUGUAGAAAACAGCCUAUAUCUUGACCCAGGCAGCAACCCUCUGUUCAGUCCCAUAGAAGUGAAGCCUGACUGCCGGCCACUGGAAGGCUGUGUGUUAUCUGUCAGCGGUUAUAGUGGUGUGGAGCGUGACUGCCUGAUGCAUCUGGCUGAAUUAUUGGGAGCCAAGACCCAGGAAUUUUUUGUGCGAAAAACCAGUAAGAAGCUUCUUGCCAGCACUCAUCUCCUGGUGCGAGAGGCUGAUGGCUCCAAGUAUCAGGCUGCCACCAAGUGGAACCUCCCUGCUGUAACUAGCCAAUGGAUAUUUGCCUGUGCUAGAAAUGGACAAAGAGUGCCAGAAGAAGAUUUCUUGGUAGACAAAGACAAGAUUAAUUUGGAGUUAUCUAAACCUUCUCAAAAAGAAAUUGAAAAGCAAGUCAUCAUCCAUAGGGAGAAAAGUGCAGCGAAGGUUGAAUCUUUUAAGAAGAAAACAAGUGAGACCAUGGAAAAGCAAGAAUUCCCUGUAACUGAUCCAAAAAAAUUGACAGACUCUGACAAAUAUGAUCUUAACAAAAAGAGUGAUACAUUUGUAAAUGGUUUAAAAGAUAAGCCAAAUGACAAAAAUGAAAAAAUAGAGUACAGUGGGCCUUUGGUUGAGCUAGGAGAAUGUACUUCAAGUGUAGAGACAGCUGGAAAACCUAAAACACCCAGACCAACUAACAGCAGACUCAUGGCUCUGAAGCAACCUAGAGCUGGCAGUGAAGCAACCCCAAAGAGGCAGUCUCUGCGGUUAAACACAGGCAUUGAUACACCAGGAAAAUUUCUGGCCCAGGGAAAAGAGUUCCAUCCAUCUUUUGACCUUCAGGAGUUUGAGCAAGCCCUCCACAGCCCUGCCAGUCAGUAUCAAAGCCCCAGGAGCAGAAGACAGAGCAGGCACAGAAAGGCCAGUCUGCCGAUAGAAGAGGUGUUUAGCCACCAUAUGUCUCAAGCCAUCAAGAACACAGCUGUCUGUACAAAUCCAAGUGAUGUGAUUGGUCAAAAAGAAGCAAAAGGAAUUGAUAAGAAGUUCCAGGAGCAGGCCAGUGGACCACUGUGCGGUGUCACUAUAGCUGUCAGUCGUAAACUCAGUAAUAAUCAGAGUGACUACAACAAUAUGGCUGCCUUGUUGGGGGCAGAUUACAGAUGGACUUAUGAUGAGACAUGCACCCAUUUCAUAUUCCAAGGACGAAAUAAUGACACAAGCAAAGAAUUUCGAGUAGCAAGAGAGCAAGGAAAGUGUAUAGUGUCCCCUUACUGGCUGCAAAUGUGUCAUGAGCAAAAGUCCAAAGUGGAAGAGACUCUGUUUCCACCAAACUAUAACCCUAAUUUGUCUUUGCAGACAGUAGUAUCUAAGAAAAUCACCCCAGUGCCAGCCACUCGGAGGUCCACCAGAGCAUCAGUUAGGUCCAGCAAUGCUGCUAGCCCUCCUCCAGCCCCAAGUAGUCCUCCAGCCCCAAACCCUCCGCCAGCCCCCAGCAUAGAAGAUGAUCAAGAGGGAGAGGAAACAGGCAAGGAUGGGUUUCAGAUAGAUACAACUCAGAGUGAUGAAGAGAUGGCUAUUGAUUGUGAAGGUUUUUUGGAUGAAAAGAAAAAAGACAGUGUAUCAUUGGAAAUGAAUGCAGCAUUAAGCAAACAGCUAGAGAACAUCAUGGCUGCCACCAAGGCGCAGAAGCAAUCCAGAAGAAGUAUGAAGAGGGCAAACUCCACAGCAGAGAACUUGAACAGUUCAGCAGAGGCUGUCUCUGACAGCAACAGAAGUAGACCUCCAUCCUCAAAGUCUUUUGUAAAAUCAGCAGAUGAGGAUGCCAACACUGCCUUAGACAAAAAAACAAGUUCUUCUGUAAAGGGUCCUACAAGCCACCCAGAGCCCUCCCAGAGUUUACAGGACCAAGUGGGCUGGGAUGAUCCAGUCAGCCGGUUGGAGCAAGAGAAGUUGGCUCGUGAGUUGCAGAGAGCUACUAGUCCUACCCAGCUCAGUGAAUCACUGAGCCCUGUGCUCAGACAAAAAGAGCAUAGAUACUCAUCUGAGGAGGACCAAGGAGAGAAAACAGAUGAAGAAAUAGUAUUCAAGGCACCCACAGACCUUAAGAAAGAAACAAGAACAAUAGCACUAGAAGCUCCAACUAUAGUGACCCCCAAGCCUGGGGAGCAGACACAGCCAGUGAAGAACAGCACACAGGCAGAUAAUGAGGCUGAUGACACAUUUUCUGAAAGAGAGGAUAAGGCUAAGGUGUUUAUGUUGUCUGGGAUGUCCCCUCAGAUUUUCAAGGAGCGUGAUCAUUAUGGAGCCCUGAUAGAGCUGCUAGGUGGUUGUCUGCUGGACUCACAGGUGUAUGACCCAAGAUGCACACAUCUUGUAGUAGGUACCCCUACUAGAAAUGAGAAGUAUCUUGCCUGUGUUUCUACUGGAAAGUGGGUGUUGCACAAGUCUUAUUUUGAGGCCUGCAAAACAGAGGGGAAGUUUUUAGAUGAAGCUGACCAUGAGUGGGGAGGUCCAGCCAUGGAUAGCCUGUUACACACCAUGAAGGAACAAGUUGUAAAACUUGGGAAGGCAGCUCAUCGAUGGAGACUUCACAUUGCUCAAACUAGAAUGCAUUGUAAAUGUGCUGGGGCAUUUGAAGGCUGGAAUGUGAUCAUCUGUACAGAGAUAAGUAAGGAAGGUGGAUUCAAGAGAUUACUUGAGGCUGGAGGUGCCAAGGUCAUAGCCACAAGGCCUCCAUUCAGCAAGCUGACAGAAGUAACCCAUGCCUUCAUGGACUUGGCAAAAAUCAAAUAUGAGGUCUUGUAAAGCUGGAGACGGAGUGCCAAAGAAAAGAAAGGGAUCGAGUUUGUCAACUCCAUCAAAAAGAGGACGACAUUCACCUUAAUCCAGUACAGUUGCAUGUCAAACAUGUUAAUUAUGGAGGUCCACCCAGGUGAUGGUCAGAGAUCAAUACUCAGAGAUAAAGACAUUCUUUAGACGUGGUAUGAGAAGACAAGACAAAACUUUGGUUUACCUAAGAUGUAAAGAUGCCUACAUUUAUGGAACACACUGAAGUUUAUUGGCUAAGCAUCGGACCUAGUACUGCUUCUCGUCAUAUUCUGGAGCAGUGGGAUGUAUGAGUUUAUCAAAAUUCUGACCAAGGAUGAGAACAAAGCAUCAAAACCCAUCAGCUACAAAUGAGCAACAGCUUAAACUACAUUGUAAUGCAGUCAUGUAGAUACUUGUUGCGAGCACUGCUAUGAAAAAUUGCAAACUGCAAGUACCUCACCUUCCUCUUGGGCACGUAUCUGUGAAAGAUUGUUGAGAGUGCAUAUAUUACUUCUGUACUGAUACACAAUAGGAAUUAUAGAAAUACAAAUAGUUUGUAAUGAUUCAAUUUGAUGCUUUUCAUCUACUUUUCUAAUUAUUAUAUUAAUUCAUAGAAAAUAGAUAUAUAAGUAACUCUGUAAAUAUUUGUUGAAUUAAUUUAAACUUUUAUCCAAUUUUUUACUAGAAAUCUCCAUUAGCUCUAAUGUGCAGUUCUUUGUAUCUUCUGCCAUACUGAAAAUAAUUUGGGGGGUAAAAAAAAAUAACCCAACAAUAAAUAAAAAAUGACACAUAGCCAAAUUAUUCUCAAUUUUUAUUAUGUUGCUUGCAAGAAGUAUUUUCAUGUUCAUGCAAAUAAAUUGUGGUUUAGGUUGUUAGGGUAUUAUGGAUCUUUUCAAUGGGCAAAAGAUAUCAAACUUUCAGAUACAUA